Xylaria bambusicola is the source of this 450-nucleotide messenger RNA. RefSeq lists its product as uncharacterized. The transcript has a single exon. The record is from RefSeq and is a predicted model, not a curated record. Bases 147 to 386 code for a protein of 79 amino acids. Lineage: Eukaryota; Fungi; Ascomycota; Sordariomycetes; Xylariales; Xylariaceae.
AUCUGGACGUGGAUCUUGGAUAUGGGAUGUGUACCAGUACUUGACUACCGGUCGCGCAUCUGCCGAUUUGUUGUUAUGCCGUUACCUGAAACUAGCUCCGGAUAUCUGGUUCUACUCGGCGUUGCUUUUGACAAGACCAACGUGACAUGUCAUAUCAGCCUGCAACCUUGGGCAAAAUAAAAUGUUUUUUCUCGGCUCUCCUAUUAGGCCUAUUAGGUAGCUCCUUCGCUCACGACACUCUCUACCUCGGUAGAUUAGGUUGCACAGCAAUGCAUCUCUCUCCAUUCCAUUACGCAUCAUCACUAAUAGUUGCCCAAGGGCAGGUCGUACAGAUGACUACUACAACCUGCUACGGUUUGAUACCAACCCUUUAUUACAUUGGCUAAUAAUAAUUCGCUCAAUGCGGUAAUAACUAACUGUCUAGCCUCUGUGCUGUUUCGGCCACGUUGG